AUGGCGGAUCUCGCCGCUCGCCUGACCGGGUUGGCUAAGACGGCGAAUGCGCAGGGUGCCAUUGACAGUGCAGCCUCCCUCUUUGACGCUGCGCACGCCAUCGGCGGCCGUGUCCAGGCGCGGAUAUCUGCGGCAAAUAUGCGCCUGAAGCUCCAGCAGCCUGAGCAGGCAUGCAGUGAGUUCGAUGCGCUGCUUUCGCAGAGCCCACCUCUUGAUCCGAUAGCACAUGCAAUGGUGCUGCGAAAGAGAGGGGACGCGCUGGCGAUGAUGGAGUCUGGGCCGGCUUCUGAGGUCGUGUCUGCACCACUCCGCAUUGACCCGUCCGUUGCAGCGACGACAGCCGGCGAGCUCACGAGACUUGGGUCGAGCUCUAACGCUGGCGGCCAACAUUCCCUCGCAGCCUACGCGUAUACCGCUGCCUUUGCGCUAACCCGGAAGCGAGAGCUGCGCAUCUCGGCGGCAAACAUGACUCUCAAGACAGGUGGCGUGGCCAAUGCUCAAAUUGCAGCCAACGAGUACGACGCCAUUUGCACUGAGGCGGCGAGCUCUGGCGAUCACGACGAGCAGGCGUCGCUCUUUACUUCGAUGCUUCGCGCGGUGGCAGAAGCCGUCACGACUGGGCUGAGACGGGGCGAUGGGUGCAGUGCAGCUCCCAUGGAGCCGCGGCGGCCACCACACCGGCCGGCUCCCAUCUUUGGAGCUGACCCCGGCACCGCAAGAGACGGCGACCUACCUGCCGUCGCUGCCAGCAAGGACCAGCCACCUUCCAGCUCGUCAAUCAUCCCUGGGCGUGAGGAAGCUGCGACUAGCGCAUAUGUUAAUCCGCCGGGGGCACGCGUCGGUGGUCAGCCCUCGAAAUGGAAGGGCGUCUUGACAAAGGCCGUGGCGCUGGCAAAGCUGACGAAGCAGCGGGAGCUUGCAUCUCAGCUCCCUCUGCCCGUUCCUACGGGUGGGCUGACUGGGCUAGGUGCUGCAGCUGCGCUGUGCGAGGCGGCUGCUAGUGCGGACCUGGAGCGGCUUCGUACGAUGGUCCUUAUCCAGGGGCGGACCGCCAUCCACAUCGCCGCGUCGGAGGGAUACCUCCAGGUCGUCCGGCUCCUGGUCGAGGAGCUCGGGUCCGAACACAGCCCGCAGGAUCGAUGGGGAGGCACACCCAUGAACGACGCAGAGCGCCACCAGCACCUCGAUGUGGUACGUUACCUCGAGUCCAUUGGGGCGCGUGGCCACGAGAUGCGCGGCGAUCCGGACGGCCCUGCGACAGAGCUGUGCCGUGCGGCCGCUCGAGCCGACCUGGAGCGGCUUCGCGAGCUCGUGCGCAACAAGGGCUACGACAUCAACGCCGCCGAUUACGAUAAGCGAACGGCCAUGCACCUCGCCGCGUCGGAAGGGAAGCUCAAGGUUGUCCGCCUCCUCGUGGGCGAGCUCAAGGCUGACCACAGCCCUCGGGACCGCUGGGGUGGCACGCCGAUGAACGACGCCACCCGCCACCAACACCUCGACGUGGUGGAUUAUCUGCGUUCGGCCGGCGCGCAGCUGGGGAGCGCAGUGGCGCGCGACGAAGGCCACCGACCGGUCGGAAGCAGCCCUAUCAGGUCCGACAAUGGUCCUGCGGCGGAGCUUUGCGACGCGGCCGCUCGAGCUGACCUGGAGCGGCUUCGCGAGCUCGUGCGCAACAAGGGCUACGACGUCAACGCCGCCGAUUACGAUAAGCGAACGGCCAUGCACCUCGCCGCGUCGGAAGGGAAGCUCAAGGUUGUCCGCCUCCUCGUGGGCGAGCUCAAGGCUGACCACAGCCCUCGGGAUCGCUGGGGUGGCACGCCGAUGAACGAUGCCACCCGCCACCAACACCUCGACGUGGUGGAUUAUCUGCGUUCGGCCGGCGCGCAGCUGGGGAGCGCAGCGCAAGACGCGGGGUCGGAAUCUACAGGCCGAAACAAGAGAGGGCCUUGGAGGCCGGCGCAUGCCGCACAUGAGGUGGCGGCGGCGCAGCAGCAUCUCGAGAUGACCAUCCAGCAGGUUCACUCCAGCUUCGCAAAGUUCGAUGCCGACGGGUCGGGACUGCUCGAGCCCGCGGAGGUGGCGGCGGCGCUGAAUUCGCUCGGCGCUCUUUCUGGAGGACGCGAGGCUGACGCGAGCGAGGCACAGCGCAUCAUGAUUUCUCACGACUACAAGAACGAUGCCCUCACGGCUGAUCAAUUCAAAGACCUGGUGCGCGUCCUUGCGAUGGAGGGGCAGAUCGAGCUGAAAGGUGAGCUGCAGGCCGAGGUGGACAAGAUCACCAAGGCGGAGAAGGAGGAUCCGUGGGCCGUCGCCCUUCGAGGCGACAAGGUCGUCCGUGGUAUGGUUGACAAGCUCCGUCUCAAGAUGGCAGGCUGCGAGGACAUGGACGCAAGCCUUGCCGGAUCCAUCGCGUCGUUUUCGACAGACAAGCGAGGCAGGAGAGGCUGCCUCGGCUGCUUCACAGUCGCGAUUAGCUGCUGUGGCGUCAUACCCAUUCUGCACCCGAACCGGUGGUUCUGCUCGAGUUGGACCAUGCUCAUGGCCCUGCUGGUCGUCUACUGCGCGGUGACGGUGCCGCUCGAGGUUGCGUUCGAAGGAACCUCGCUCAAGAUUGCGCUGGGCUCCGGGGGCUGGCAAACGUGGGAGAUUUGCAAUGUCCUCGGCACACCACCGGAGCCGCCUAAGCGACUCCGUUAA
Molecule: messenger RNA, 2697 nt
Organism: Emiliania huxleyi CCMP1516
Lineage: Eukaryota; Haptophyta; Isochrysidales; Noelaerhabdaceae
Exons: 5
Coding region: 1-2697 (898 amino acids)
Biological process (GO): L-glutamine catabolic process
Molecular function (GO): protein binding; calcium ion binding; glutaminase activity
Source: RefSeq, a predicted model, not a curated record